Messenger RNA from Cooperia oncophora, 462 nucleotides. Lineage: Eukaryota; Metazoa; Nematoda; Chromadorea; Rhabditida; Trichostrongylidae. The record is from the annotation of a GenBank genome assembly.
AUGUUGCGAAACCUUGAAGUCUUGUUCCAUCGAUUGGGAGGAGAGGAUGGAUACUUGCAGCGUAUUCGCGAGUACGACGAGAAUCCGAAGACACGACGCUACGCGGCGAAUAUUAUUCCGAUAAGAGAGAACGGAAAUUUCAUGCUGUGCACGAUUAUACUUGGUAACACAAUCUGCAAUACGAUUUGUGUAAUCACUUUCGAUCUAAUGACUCGUGGAUUAGUUAUGUCCGUUACAAAGCGACUGAUUCUCAUCAACGUCAUUCCAACGUUGUUCAUCAUCUUCUUUUCCGAAGUAAUCCCUCAAGUCCUCUGCACUAAAGAUGCGUAUGUCGAUAGAUCGCCGAAUGCUGGGCGGUUUGAUGCGCCAACAGCAACAGCAGAAGUAGAAACUGUAAACAUGGCCGACGUUGUAGAAAAACGGAUGAAUCUGCAAGUCGAUGACGUGCCGUGGACGUCAUGA